Molecule: messenger RNA, 1230 nt
Organism: Puccinia graminis f. sp. tritici CRL 75-36-700-3
Lineage: Eukaryota; Fungi; Basidiomycota; Pucciniomycetes; Pucciniales; Pucciniaceae
Exons: 6
Coding region: 1-1230 (409 amino acids)
Source: RefSeq, a predicted model, not a curated record
AUGUCCGAUGAUGACCGCGACUUCUUCGCCGAGUACCAACACUACUUGCGCAAACUCCUGAUCAUUCGGGCAAUUGAGCGUGGGGUUUCAAUGCCCAUGGUAGAUGGCUUUUUAGGAAAGCGAAUGGUAAUCAAGCAACCGACACCUUGGAAUAACUUCCAGAAGACCAAAGAGGCCCGUGAUAUUUUUCGAGGACAACCAGAUGGUGUAGCCAAGAAGAAUGGAAUGUUGGAGGUUUCGUCAAAAUGGCACGGGCUGUCGGACGAGGAGAAGCUCGAGUUUGCAAAGUGUGUUCGAUCGGUUGGCUCCAAUGCAAGACCGGCAAACACCGAGGGGACAGGAAACAAUCCAGACGAGGUUGAUGACGCGGAUGAGAUUGACGCCGCUGGUGAGGUAUCUAUGCGACAGACCGUUUCUCUUAAGCGUGCUGCCGAUCAAGUCCAGAAUUUCAUGGACGAUUGGGUUGCUCGGGCUGUCCAUAUUGCCAAAACUACAAACUGUGAGAUGGUGAUGUUUGCUGUUUCCAGACAUCUUGGAAGCCAUGCCUUUCAGCUGGCCAAAUGGACUCAUGGGGCUACUCGGUUCGUCACUGGUGCCAAGGCUCUGGAUGGCCUGAAACACUACCCUGCUCGAAUGCAAGCUUACCUCACUGGAUACGAGGUUGCCCAGGUAGCUAAGAUUAACAGCAAGAAAGGCUGUGCGGUUAAAAAACAUCCUGUCUCAAUCAGCAAGCGCAUGGCGGCCCUGAUCGAGGAAAAGACACAGGGGACAAUGGUCAAAUGGCCAUGGACGAAGACUGAGAAGAAACUCGCACGGAUGAAGUUCCGACUGGAACUGCUCCCUGGUGCGAGGAGCAAACGGGAAUGGCUCAUGGAGCCCAGUCGUGGUCUUACUUCGGCCCCGGAGGCCACACUACACAACGACUUAGAUAAGAAGUUAAUUGAGUUGGUCUAUGACCCAACCAUACCCGAUGAUCCCAGCUCUAAGCCUACUGCUCGUGGUCGCCGCAGACAACCUCCGAGCGGGUCUCGAAAAGGUCGUCGCAGUGGACCUUUGAGUGGUUCUUCCACUAUUGGCAGCCCAAAAUCUCAACAAACUAUGUCGGAGGUAUCCAACAGCCCAGCAUCUCAACGAACAACGUUGGAAGAAUCCGACAUAGACCAUGAAAGCGAUGUCAGCCAUCGAAGCUUGGAUGAGAGUGACGAGGAAGAUGAUGACGACAACGAAUGA